GGCGGUGACGAUGAACGAGUUUGCCCUGUCUGAUGUCGCCACCCAAAAAGGAACUUGACCGUCUAGCAACUCCUGGCAUGUGGAUUUGAUGAGUCGUUAGCUUGCAGCAACACAGAUAUGGCUAUCUAUUCGCUUCCUCCUACUCGGCUGAAUAUACUAGACACAGCGGGUGGUUACACAAGCAAUGCAAGGCGUGUGGUGGCAAUAAAGUACUUAUGGGAAACAUGCGUAAUUAUUACGAGAUGGUGGCGAUCAGUAGCUGCGUUGUUGGUGGGCCAAGCGUGCUAUCCAUCAUGGCCAGUACCUGCGGGACAAUUCAGUGACGGGAAGUGGUGGGAUCUUCCCAAACGAGACCGUGUGUCCUCUUGCUCACAACUACUACACCGUCUGGGUUCGACGCCAGAGGCCGCCAGUUGGUCUUCAACAUGAUGAGCUCCUCAGUUGAACACUACAAUUAACUGGGCUUAUAGUUUCGUAUGACAACGUCGUGCAUAAUAAAGCUUGAUUCUCAUGGUGAAUUAAUAUCUACACUAUGGUUCGGUGGGUCGCCAGGAUCAUCAUCUGGUACUAACAUGGCGGAU
Molecule: messenger RNA, 581 nt
Organism: Pseudomassariella vexata
Lineage: Eukaryota; Fungi; Ascomycota; Sordariomycetes; Amphisphaeriales; Pseudomassariaceae
Exons: 1
Coding region: 118-429 (103 amino acids)
Source: RefSeq, a predicted model, not a curated record